AUGUCAAAAAUAUCAAAUAAUCUAACUACACAAAAUAUUCUUGGUGAAAUUGUUAAAGAAUUGUGUAAUCUGUAUAAUGAAGAAAGAACUAAAGGCAAAGAUCCUAAAUUAGUUAUUGAAGUAUUGGAUCAAUUUCUAGCAGAAAAGAAGCAAAAUUCAGAUGAUAUUAUCAAUUG
Molecule: messenger RNA, 176 nt
Organism: Scutellospora calospora
Lineage: Eukaryota; Fungi; Glomeromycota; Glomeromycetes; Diversisporales; Gigasporaceae
Source: the annotation of a GenBank genome assembly